CUGAAUGCGGAAUGUCGGACGUGCGGGGACGACUUCUGAUCAUAGCUGGCCUGCUGCUUUUCCUGGCUGCGGGGCUGGCUUUCAUCAGUAUCCAUAGCAGCAGCCAUGUUUCAUCCGUCUCAGAAAUGCCGGCAUCCGAACAACUGCAGCAACGAGAAUCAAUUUCUGACUUCAUCAGAAACAAUGUCAAUCCUGAGAAUAUUCGCUCAUACUUAAGGUUCCUGACUUCCCAGCCUCACUUAGGAGGAACUCAAGCGGAGUUACUGACCGCGGAGUGGGUGGCAGAGUUGUGGCGAAACCAGGGCCUCGAUGACGUGCAAAUGGUGUCAUACGACGUGCUCAUGUCGUACCCUCAUGACACCAUUCCCAACCUGGUUCGCCUGGUAAGCACAUCAACGGGCGCAUCUCAGUGGGAGUCUCAGCCGAAGCAGCGGCCGCUGUACGCGNACCCGGUUCGCCUGGUAAGCACAUCAACGGGCGCAUCUCAGUGGGAGUCUCAGCCGAAGCAGCGGCCGCUGUACGCGCCCGAGGAAGGCAGCGACGAUGUGCCUUUCAACUUCAACGGCUACUCCGCUCCGGGCAAUGUCACGGCUGAACUGGUGUACGCACAUUACGGGCGGGAACAAGACUUCGAUUACCUUAACGCCAGCGGGGUGGCCGUGGCAGGUCGUAUUGUGCUGGCACGCUACGGUGAAAUCUUCAGGGCAAACAUUGCAGAUUUCGCAGAGCGUCGUGGAGCUCUGGGCCUGAUUUUGUUCAGUGAUCCCUCGGAUUAUGCGCCGCGGGGCAGCGAGGCCGUCUACCCUCACACCGUCAUGAUGCCGCCCUCGGCCGUGCCCUUAGGAACUGCCAAGCUUAAGGACGGCGAUCCUCUCACUCCAUUCUACCCGGCAAUACACCGGUACGUGGUUCUGGGCAACCACCGCGACGCGUGGAUUUUCGGCGCCAUUGACCCGUCCUCAGGCACGGCCGCCAUGAUGGAGCUGUCCAGGGUCCUCAUGGCCGCCACCACGCAAAUUGGCAACUAUACACUGAGAACAAAAUCCGCACCACUGCUCUACGACGUCGUCUACAACGCCUCGAAACAGGUCCCCAACCCCGACCCUGCUGAGGUAGCAGCGGGGCGUCCCACCGUGUACGACACUUGGCUCCUGCGCCGCCCUGACGCGCAGCACCCUGGCCUGCCUCGGAUGCAGUCCAUCGGCAGCGGCAGCGACUACACCGGCUUCCAGCACCGCAUAGGCGUGCCCUGCCUCGACAUCCGCUACACUCACGACGAUGAAACCCUAGGCGAGCCCCUCUACCACACUCUGUACGAGACGUUUGCUUUGGUCGACGAGCUCUACGACCAAGGCUUCAAUUUCCACGCCGCCAUGACGGACCUCUGGGGGCAGAUCAGCGUUGUUCUCUCUGAUGCGCUUGUUCUGCCCAUGUCCCUUGAGGCGUACGCUUCAUACAUUAGCGACGCGCAAGCCGACAUUGUGACGCAGUUUGGACAGAUGGUCACAGACAGGAACCUAACUUUCCAAUAUUUCUUGGAUGCCGGAUCAGCUUUCAACCGCAGCGUCUACGAAUUCGAGGAGACACUUGCCCUCCUCGAUACCAGCAACGCCAUGUCGGUACGAGCAGCGAACGACCGCAUGAUGCUCGUGGAGCGCGCCUUCAUUGACCCACGAGGUCUACCCGGGCGGCCUGAAUACAACCACGUGGUCUUCGCCCCGAGCUCGAACGACGCUUACGCAGGCACGGCGUUCGCAGGUCUCACCGACGCUCUGAAUUUCAUCGCCCAAAACCCCGACGACCCAAACGUGGACAGCACCUGGCGGGAGUUCCAGGAGCAUAUGAACAAUAACAGAGCAGCACGCGGUAUCAGAUUGUGA
Messenger RNA from Hyalella azteca, 1880 nucleotides. RefSeq names its product N-acetylated-alpha-linked acidic dipeptidase 2. The record is from RefSeq and is a predicted model, not a curated record. NCBI's taxonomy places the organism in Eukaryota, Metazoa, Arthropoda, Malacostraca, Amphipoda, Hyalellidae. Gene Ontology annotation, molecular function: carboxypeptidase activity. The transcript has 16 exons. Bases 12 to 1880 code for a protein of 622 amino acids.